GGUGAUUGGCGGGCGGAGCUGCCGCUCAGGGGCCGGUGCGGCGGGGCUAUUUAAAAGGCGCCGCACGCCGGCGCCCGGCGCGGUCUCCCGUGUGUGAGAACGGGGAAGAGUGAGGCGCAGCGAGUGACACCGGUAGCCAUCGCCUGUAUCAGAUCUACCACGAUGCCUGGGUCUCUUCCGGUGAAUGCUGAAUACCGUUGGCCCAAAGAUGUGGGAAUUGUUGCACUGGAGAUAUAUUUCCCCUCUCAGUACGUUGACCAGACAGAGCUGGAGAAGUAUGAUGGUGUGGAUGCUGGGAAGUACACCAUUGGGCUGGGCCAGUCAAGAAUGGGGUUCUGCUCCGACCGGGAGGAUAUCAAUUCUCUCUGUCUGACUGUGGUUCAGAAGCUGAUGGAGAGGAACAGCCUUUCCUAUGAUUGUAUUGGGAGAUUGGAGGUUGGAACAGAGACGAUAAUUGAUAAAUCAAAAUCUGUGAAGACUGUCCUGAUGCAGCUCUUUGAAGAAUCUGGUAAUACAGAUGUAGAAGGCAUUGACACCACCAAUGCAUGCUAUGGAGGCACUGCUGCUCUUUUUAAUGCCAUUAAUUGGAUCGAGUCCAGUUCUUGGGAUGGACGCUAUGCACUUGUUGUUGCUGGAGACAUAGCUGUGUAUGCCACUGGAAAUGCCAGGCCAACAGGUGGAGCUGGUGCUGUUGCUAUGCUGGUUGGUCCAAAUGCUCCAUUAAUUUUUGAGAGAGGGUUGCGUGGAACCCAUAUGCAACAUGCAUAUGACUUCUAUAAGCCAGAUAUGGUCUCUGAAUAUCCUGUAGUUGAUGGCAAACUCUCUAUACAGUGCUACCUCAGUGCAUUAGAUCGCUGCUAUACUGUUUAUCGCAACAAAAUCCACGCCCAGUGGCAAAAAGAGGGGAUAGGCAGACGUUUCACCUUGAAUGACUUUGGAUUCAUGAUCUUUCAUUCUCCCUACUGUAAACUGGUCCAGAAAUCUGUGGCUAGACUCUUGCUGAAUGACUUUCUCAGUGACCAGAACCCAGAAACAGCAGAUGGUAUUUUCAGUGGGUUGGAGGCUUUCAGGGAUGUAAAACUUGAGGAUACAUAUUUUGACAGAGAUGUGGAAAAAGCUUUCAUGAAAGCCAGUGCAGAGCUCUUCAAUCAGAAAACCAAAGCUUCGUUACUUGUGUCCAAUCAGAAUGGAAAUAUGUACACCCCUUCAGUCUAUGGUUGCCUUGCCUCUCUUCUAGCCCAGUACUCCCCAGAGCAGCUUGCAGGACAGAGAAUCAGUGUGUUUUCAUAUGGCUCUGGGUUUGCUGCUACGCUGUAUUCCAUCAGAGUUACGCAGGAUGCCACUCCUGGCUCUGCACUGGACAAAAUUACUGCCAGUCUGUCCGAUCUCAAAACAAGACUUGACUCAAGAAAAUGUAUUGCACCGGAUGUCUUUGCUGAAAAUAUGAAGAUCAGACAGGAAACGCAUCAUUUGGCCAACUAUAUUCCACAGUGCUCGGUGGAAGAUCUCUUUGAGGGAACUUGGUACCUUGUGCGUGUGGAUGAAAAGCACAGGAGAACAUACGCACGGCGCCCGCUCAUGGGUGAUGGACCGCUGGAGGCAGGUGUUGAAGUUGUCCACCCAGGCGUUGUUCAUGAGCACAUCCCAAGCCCUGCUAAGAAAGUGCCAAGAAUCCCUGCAACAACAGAAUCUGAAGGCGUUACUGUUGCCAUUUCCAAUGGGGAGCAUUAAGAUACCUCUGUGAGGUGGGGAAUGAAGCAAGGUGUGAGGGUAGGGUAACAGAGGGAGAGGAUUGCAGUAGUGCUCAAGUUUCAGUGCACAGUAGUACUUCAUUGGAGAAUGGAAAACUGUUAAAGCUCCUUGAAAAGCUUUGUCAUAAUAUGGUAUGCUGAUGUUUAUGGUAUUUUCAAGACACUAAAUUCAUGAAUAUACUGGGGAUGGAGGGACUUGCCAGGGGCUGUGUGGAUUCAUUAACAUGUCCAUUUUUAUUUUUCUUUUCAAUUGCUGAGUAGUAGCUGUAGUCCAUUACAAGGUGUUUGUACACAGAAAAAAUCUUUUGCUUGCUCUUUCCAUUCAAAAUGACUUGAAACCUACACUGUUAACUUCUACUGUUAACGUCUACUUCAAACCUCCACUAUUAACUUCUACUGUUAACUUCUACUUUUAACCUAUACUGUUAACUUCAAGUGUGUGGCAAGCUAGUCCAGGCUUAUCAUGUUUGGAUUCUCAGUGCCUUGACAGUAAGCUGUCUUCAGAAUACUGUGCUUCUCUUUCUCUAUACCACCCUCCUCUUUUCUGCCAGUCUGCAUCCCAUCACCCCAUUGCUUUGGGAAAUACAACCAAGUAGCACUCAUUGCUGAAGAAGAAUCUCUCUUCCCUGUCAGAAUGACUGGAUCAAGAAUGGCUAGACUGACAGGUGGUUUUCUUCCAAGAAACUUUGUGACCUGCUGUCUUAGUUACUGUGGGAUUCCUCUGAACACCCGUAAUGUGUAUUUUGUGCCAGCUUUAUAAAUCACAGCAGCGUGGGUGGAAAGAGAAAGAGGAGGGAUAGGGAUUUUUUUCUUCCAAAGA
This is a messenger RNA of Pezoporus flaviventris, 2571 nucleotides long. RefSeq names its product 3-hydroxy-3-methylglutaryl-CoA synthase 1 (gene HMGCS1). The coding region runs from base 163 to 1731 and encodes 522 amino acids. Gene Ontology annotation, cellular component: cytosol. Lineage: Eukaryota; Metazoa; Chordata; Aves; Psittaciformes; Psittacidae. The transcript is spliced from 10 exons. The record is from RefSeq and is a predicted model, not a curated record. Gene Ontology annotation, biological process: acetyl-CoA metabolic process. Gene Ontology annotation, molecular function: hydroxymethylglutaryl-CoA synthase activity.